Molecule: messenger RNA, 1677 nt
Organism: Candida dubliniensis CD36
Lineage: Eukaryota; Fungi; Ascomycota; Pichiomycetes; Serinales; Debaryomycetaceae
Product: E3 ubiquitin-protein ligase
Exons: 1
Coding region: 1-1677 (558 amino acids)
Biological process (GO): positive regulation of proteasomal ubiquitin-dependent protein catabolic process; ubiquitin-dependent protein catabolic process; protein polyubiquitination
Cellular component (GO): cytoplasm; ubiquitin ligase complex
Molecular function (GO): ubiquitin conjugating enzyme binding; zinc ion binding; ubiquitin protein ligase activity
Source: RefSeq, a predicted model, not a curated record
AUGGCGUUUUCAGAUGAUGAUAGUAUUCUGUUUGAAUAUGAUGACGAUAUGGAUGACGAUGGAUCAGAAAUUUCUUUCAUUUCCGAGGACGAAAAUGACGGGAACAAUUUUGAACCUCCCAACAAGAAAGUGAAAUCUAGUUAUAAUAGGAACGGGGUUCUUGAUGAUUCUGUUAUGGUCGGCUUUAACGGAACUCUCUAUAGACCUUGGACGUUUGAGGAAUUCAUAGAACAACAUUUCUUAAGUCCUUUAAAGAAGUUGGAAAAAGUACAUUUGAAUGGUUGUACCGAAGACGAUUUAUUAAUCAUGUUACAAUAUAAGAAAUGGAAUCUGGAUGAAGUGAUAAAUUCGUUCUUUGAAUCACACGACAAGCUCAUGGAAGGUUGUGGUUUACCAGUUGGCAAGCCAUCAAACAACAAGUUUGAGGAGGUUGACAACUAUGAUUGUUUUAUAUGCUGUGAACUGUACCCGAAGACAACUGUUUAUUCGUUGACGUGUAACCAUCAAUUUUGUUUUAACUGUUAUCAACAAUAUAUUGGGAAUGAGAUUGUACGCGGAGAGCUAGUAUCAUGUAUGGAUCCAGAAUGUCAUUACACCAUACCUCAUAGAGAUAUCGAUCAAUUUUAUACCAGGAAAGACAAGGAGAAGAAUUUGAUUGUCACAGUAAAACCUUUGUCGUCCAAUCCUUUGUUGCAUUCAGCAGCUCGUUACUUGGUGAAUUCUAAACCAAAGUAUACCCAUUGUCCUGCCACCGACUGCUACAGUUUUGCAGAAGUAUUGGAUGACACAAAGUGUUCUUCGUCACAGCUAUUCACCGAACAAUAUUCUGAUAUGAAUGUGGAUUUAUCUAGGGUGCCUAUUAUUGGUUGCAGCGAACAUCACGAGUUUUGCUUUGAUUGCAAAUAUGAAAAUCAUUUACCGUGUCCAUGUUGGAUAAGUAAAAAGUGGAUCAAAAAAUGCAAUGACGACUCAGAAACUGCUCAUUGGAUUGAUGCAAAUACCCAUAGCUGUCCUAAAUGCUAUUCCUCCAUUGAAAAAAAUGGAGGUUGCAAUCAUAUGACUUGUCAGAAAUGCAAAUACGAGUUCUGUUGGGUGUGUUUAAAGGAUUGGUCUGAUCAUAGAAGUAACUAUUCUUGUAAUCGUUUCCGGGACGAGAGAGCUGAAGAUGAGAUUAGAAAAAAUAAAAGCAGGCAAACGUUGGAAAGAUAUUUGCAUUUCUACAAACGAUACUCCAUCCACGAGAACUCAAUGAAAGGUGAUCAAAAAACUUUGAAAAAAAUUGAUGACUUGACUCGCCUUUACAUGGAAGAUAGACGAGAAAAUGGCCAGACUUAUUUGUCAUGGAAUGAUAUUCAAUUUUUGCCCGAUGCAAUGAAAUCUUUGCAAAAUGGCAGAAAGACUUUGAAAUGGACGUAUUCCUUUGCUUAUUAUUUAUCCAAAUCCAAUUUUUCCGAAAUUUUUGAGAGUAACCAAGAUUUUUUGAAUCAAACAGUCGAAGACUUAUCAGAGAUUUUCGAAAAGAUUAUGGACAAGAAAAAUAAAAACAAAGUUGACACAAUUUUGAAGAACAAAGCAAAGAUUAUGAAUUUGAGUGAGUUGGUCAACAUGAGACGAACGACUUUGAUUAAGAGUUCACAAGAAAACUUGCAACAGGGCUUGUUAAGUUUUGAAAUUUAG